Messenger RNA from Aspergillus wentii DTO 134E9, 2418 nucleotides. Its product is annotated as SWI/SNF chromatin-remodeling complex subunit SNF5. Gene Ontology annotation, molecular function: transcription coregulator activity. Lineage: Eukaryota; Fungi; Ascomycota; Eurotiomycetes; Eurotiales; Aspergillaceae. Gene Ontology annotation, cellular component: nucleus; nuclear chromosome; SWI/SNF complex. The record is from RefSeq and is a predicted model, not a curated record. Gene Ontology annotation, biological process: chromatin remodeling; regulation of transcription by RNA polymerase II. The transcript has 2 exons. Bases 1 to 2418 code for a protein of 805 amino acids.
AUGCCCUUUCCCGAUCCUGCUGGCAGUUCGUUGCAUCCGGAGCAGCCCUCUCAUGACCCCCAAGCCGACGGUCUUUCUGGCGUCCCGGAUGCCAGCGCAGACUACAACGGGGAAGCUUCCGAUGCUUUCACGGACCAAGGCGCAAAUGCCGGACCGGUGCCAGAUGCGAUAGCAGAGGGGAAACAGAACGCCAAAGCCGUCCUGGCAGCUUCGGGGGUACCUGUCUCUGCAGAAUCUAGCAACGACGCGUCCAAUGGCAAGGCGUCGCCCUCUUCCCCGUCGAAUGGUGCAAAUGGUUCAGCCUCAAGUAGAAAACGAUCCCGUGAUGGUUCCGUCCUCCGGCCCUCUUCUCCCACUGAAACCUUAGCUGUGCGCGUCCGAGAAACACCUACAGAUAAGAUCCUGCUGGAGCAAUAUGUCAACCGGGAGUUUCAACACUCGGCUUUAACCGUAUGGCACAACCCAAGCCAAGACUUGCAGCAACAGAAGCGCGCCGAACGAGAUUAUUUCCUGACUUUGCGACGGGAAAACCAUUUGAACCCGGCAGCCCUGUACGGUACUGGAUAUGAAGGUUUCGGGAACGCGCGAACCGAUCUACGAAACCAGCACCCUCAAUUAUUGUAUCCGUCCAACCGACGUCGUCCCGGAUCUAGGAAGACCAGAGAACUGCGGAUUUCACGCAAAGACCUGAAGACACAAAAUGAACAGGUGGAAGACCUAGUACCCAUUCGGUUAGAUAUCGACUGGGAAAAGAUAAAGAUCCGCGAUACAUUUACCUGGAACCUCCACGACCGUGUCGUGUCCCCCGAUCUGUUCGCCGAGAAGAUGGUGGAGGACAUGGGCCUCCCCCUCGAAACUUGUAUUCCUUUGAUACGAAUGAUUUCGCAAAAUAUCCAGGAGCAAUUAUCAGACUACUACCCUCAAAUUUUCAUGGAAGAAGAGGCUCUCGACCCAGAGCUACCAUACAGUGCUUACAAGAACGACGAAAUGCGCAUUUUGGUCAAGCUGAACAUCACCAUUGGCCAGCAUACGCUGAUCGACCAGUUCGAAUGGGACAUGAAUGACCCUACCAAUUCGCCCGAAGAGUUUGCGGCGCGCAUGACCGAUGACCUUUCCCUCUCAGGCGAAUUCACAACCGCAAUUGCUCACUCAAUCCGUGAACAAUCGCAACUCUUCACCAAAUCUCUCUACAUUCUCUCCCAUCCAUUCGACGGCCGCCCAAUUGACGACCCAGAUCUCAAAACCUCAUUCCUUCCUACACCUCUAUUGUCUCCUUUCCGACCAUUCCAAGCCGCAAAAGAAUUUACACCGUAUUUGUACGAAUUAAACGAGGCAGAGCUAGAGCGCACAGAAGUGUCCAUAUCCAGAGAACAACGCCGGCAAAAGCGGUCUGUCAAUCGUCGUGGUGGUCCAGCCUUACCGGACCUGAAGGACCGCCAACGGACCAUUCGAACAAUGCUUGUGUCGUCUGUCAUUCCCAACACCGCUUCUUCCGUCGAGGAAAGCAAUCUGUUCAAAAGAUCUGGCUCGAGUCGGCAUAGGCGUUCUGCUGUUGGACAGCGGGAUAUUGGCGAUGAGUCGGACGAGUCGGACAGUGACGACUCGUCAAUCACAGGAUCCCCAGCAAUCGGUCCUAAUUUGGCUCAAGGCACUGCACGUACGAGGGGCAUGAGAGGGGCCGCAACUGCAGCCCACGCUGCUCUACGAGCCAAUCUAGGUCAUUCCGCAACCCCCGAACCUCUCCACGAAGGCAGAGUUUCUGCACGACGACGGGACUACAGAGAAGAAAGCAUUGAGGAGCCCGAAAAGCUCGUCGUGAAACUCAGGAUCUCACCUCACAAAUUCCGUCAAUACCUAACACAUGGACUUCAAUCGGCUCUCGCCCUCUCAAAACAUACGCCUGGGCCGCAACCAUCGCAACGUGGCACUCCUCAGGCCCAGACACCAACAUUGAGCUCCAUGGCACCACCAUCUCACCCUCAACCGCACGUUCGGGUGCCUAGCGCCAGCGCGGCAUCGCAGUCACCUGUCCCUCCACAACAGCUUGGUGCCCUCGAUGCACCCCACCCCCCUCAACCGGGUGUACCUGGGCCACCACCCCCAAGCUGGCUUGCCGCAGGCCUUGCGCGUUUAAAGCGGUCAUACCCAAACGACUCGUUCGAGGGUGUGAUGCGAUACACCGCUGUCGACACGGAAACCAUGCUACCGGUUGCCAACGCAAACAGCCAGCCCGGGCAUAAGCUGAAAUACCAAUACUUACCUCGGAUCCGCUGCCACGAUUGCCCCGGCAAGUUGUACACUCCCGGCCCCAACAUGACCGUGGACAACUUCGAAGUCCAUCUCCGGAACCGACAACACAAAGAGCGCGUGGAGGAAAGACUCUCCAAGAGCGCUGCUGGUGGCGGCAGCGCAUCAUAG